AUGUUUGCAUUGCUAGUGAAUCAUUUAAGAUGUGAAUCUCCAAAAAUAGGUUUCAUGACAACAGCACAACUUACAAAUAUAUAUUCAGAUGCACAUUUAAGCAUGACAACAGAAAAUACAGGUUUAGCAAAUGAAAUUCCAAAAAUAUAUUCUUCUCUUCCAACGUAUGAAGAUGGAUGGCUUUGGAUAAUUGAGCCUCCAAUCGAAAAUAUUUCAAAAGGACAAGACGUCGUUAAAUGCAAUGAAUCUAUUGCUCUCGUUAAUUCUAUAACACAUAACUUUGUUUCAAUUAAGCUCAACAAAGAAGUAGUUCCUACAGUAGGGAAUAUGGGCGCAAGCAGCAAAUGGAAAUUAAUUUGUGAUAAUUCUGACGUCUUAAAGCAAGAUCUCGAGUUUCAACUCUACAACGAACAACAUAAAUGCUAUCUUACAUCAAAUUUCAGCUUACUUUCCGAUACAGAACCAAAUAAAUUUAAAAUCACAUGCAAAGAACAAAAUAAAUAUAGUAUCUGGGCAAUUAAGGAAGGCGUUUUCUUCUUAGAACCAAAGCCCGUCCAAAAACAAGAAAAUGAAUAUGAUGAUGACGAAUUAUAG
This is a messenger RNA of Trichomonas vaginalis G3, 594 nucleotides long. RefSeq lists its product as uncharacterized. Bases 1 to 594 code for a protein of 197 amino acids. The transcript has a single exon. The record is from RefSeq and is a predicted model, not a curated record. Lineage: Eukaryota; Parabasalia; Trichomonadida; Trichomonadidae.